Molecule: messenger RNA, 1493 nt
Organism: Chaetura pelagica (chimney swift)
Lineage: Eukaryota; Metazoa; Chordata; Aves; Apodiformes; Apodidae
Gene: PPP1R10
Product: protein phosphatase 1, regulatory subunit 10
Exons: 10
Source: RefSeq, a predicted model, not a curated record
AUGGGCUCAGGCCCCAUCGACCCCAAGGAGCUCCUGAAGGGCUUGGACUGUUUCCUGGGCCGGGAUGGGGAGGUUAAAAGUAUGGAUGGAAUCACCAAAAUCUUCAACUUAAUGAAGGACUCCCAGAAGCUGGUGAGUCGUUGCAUCUACCUGAACAUCCUCCUGCAGACACGAGCUCAGGACAUCCUGGUCAAGUUCAUCAGGAUUGGGGGUUACAAGCUGCUCAACACUUGGCUCACCACCUCCAAGGCCUCCAACAAUGUCCCCUUCCUGCAGCAGAUCCUGCUCACCCUGCAGCACCUGCCCCUCACUGUCGACCACCUCAAGCAGGUCGGGGUGGCUUCUGUCCCCUCCCUGGUGGCUUCUGCUUUUGUCCCCUCCCUGGUGGCUUUUGUCCCCUCCCUGGUGGCUUUUGUCCCCUCCCUGGUGGCUUCUCCCUCCUUUUUAUCCCCCCCAGAACGAGACAGAAAGAGAAGAAAAGAAGAAAACAAACCCAAAACCCCCAUCCCUGAGAAACCCCAAGAGGCCAAAACUGAGGCCAAAACUGAGGAGGUGCCUGAAAAAAAGAGGGAGAAACCCAAAUCCCUCAGGACCACAGCUCCCAGUCACGCCAAGUUCCGCUCCACUGGGUUGGAAAUGGAGACGCCCUCGUUGGUGCCCGUGAAGAAGGUGAACUCGGCCUCCAGUGCAGACAAAUACAACCUGAAGCCUGUGCCCAUCAAGAGGCAGAAUGUCACCUCCCUCCCUGGGGACGCCCCCCCAGCUGAGAAGAAAUACAAGCCCCUCAACACGGCCCCCAACGCCACCAAGGAGAUCAAAGUCAAGAUCAUCCCCCCCCAGCCCAUGGAAGGCCUUGGCUUCCUCGACGCCCUCAACUCCGCUCCCGUUCCCGGCAUCAAAAUCAAGAAGAAGAAGAAGGUUUUAUCCCCCACGGCUGCCAAGCCCAGUCCCUUCGAGGGGAAGGCUCCUCCUGAAGCUGCUUCCACCAAACCUUCUUCCCCUGAGCCCAACGCGGCGACGGAACCGAUGGAGACGGAUCGGCCGGGAACGCCGGUCCCGGCCGUGGAGGUCCCAGAACCCAUGGAAACCUGCUCUUCAGAGGGAAAUGGUGAUUCCAAAAACAUGGAAAACCCCCCAGAAAGUGGCCAAAUGACCAAAAAAGGCCGGAAAAAGAAGACAGUGAGUUGGCCAGAAGAAGCCAAACUCCGGGAAUAUUUCUACUUUGAGCUGGAUGAGACAGAACGAGUCAAUGUCAACAAGAUCAAGGACUUUGGGGAAGCAGCCAAACGGGAGCUGCGCUUGGACAGAGAGGCCUUUGACAAGGCCCGACGUCUCAGCCACGACACCAUGGAGGAGAAAGUCCCCUGGGUCUACCCCAAACUUCUGGAUCUCCCUGCUCCUCUGGUGGUGCCGGGAAGCGGGAGCAGGGAACGUUUCACCCAGGCUGACAGGGAGAAGGGGAUCCUGCAGGAGCUCUUCUUGUCCAAGGAGAG